AUGUCAAAAUGUGGCAAAGUGGUGUCCAAUGAGCGAAUCAUUGGUGGGCAGAAUGCGGUAUUGGGAAGUUGGCCCUGGCAGGCAACUUUAAAGUGGUUGGGCUCAGUGACCUGUGGAGGAUCCCUGAUCAGCAACCAAUGGGUGCUGACCGCUGCUCACUGCAUAUCAAAUGAUGACCUCCAUGACGUAACAGUCCAUCUGGGUGUGUACAGCCUGUCUCAUAUCAACCCCACUGAAGUGACUCGAUCGCUUGAUCGAAUUAUCUGCCAUCCUGAAUACAACGAUUUUACCUUGGACAAUGACAUCUGUCUUCUGAAGCUGUCAGCUCCUGUGAAUUUUACAGAAGCUAUAAAACCAAUCUGUCUGGCAGGAAAAUACAGCACUUUCAAUGAUGGUCUUAGAAGCUGGAUCACUGGUUUUGGCAUGACUGGGUCUGGAUCACUAUCCAACACUCUGCAAGAAGCAAAGGUACCGAUAGUGGGAAACAACAGGUGCUCAUGCUACUUAGAAGGCUUCUCUGAAAUCACAAACAACAUGAUAUGUGCUGGACUUAAAAAUGGAGGCAAGGACUCAUGUCAGUACAAUGAGAACUGA
This is a messenger RNA of Nematolebias whitei (Rio pearlfish), 594 nucleotides long. RefSeq names its product chymotrypsin-like protease CTRL-1. Lineage: Eukaryota; Metazoa; Chordata; Actinopteri; Cyprinodontiformes; Rivulidae. The record is from RefSeq and is a predicted model, not a curated record. Gene Ontology annotation, molecular function: serine-type endopeptidase activity. Gene Ontology annotation, biological process: proteolysis. Bases 1 to 594 code for a protein of 197 amino acids. The transcript is spliced from 5 exons.